This is a messenger RNA of Aspergillus welwitschiae, 8274 nucleotides long. RefSeq lists its product as uncharacterized. The record is from RefSeq and is a predicted model, not a curated record. The transcript has 34 exons. Lineage: Eukaryota; Fungi; Ascomycota; Eurotiomycetes; Eurotiales; Aspergillaceae. The coding region runs from base 1 to 8274 and encodes 2757 amino acids.
AUGAUGGAUUCGUACAACAUCACAGGUGUGACACUGGCAAACACCCCACCUGUGACCACAAAUCAGUGGCUUCAGCUUGGUGACGAUGAUCCUAUGUUCUUGGGCGCAAAAGCGCUUCAGGAACGUUACGGCUUGGAAACAAACUGCUACAAAAAUCACGUUCGACUAGCAGCCGGAUACUGCCACAUGCCUGUGAUCCUACUGCAAAACCCAUACAAGAAUCACGGCGAAGACUUCCAGGACAUAUUUACACCAGGCUCCUCCUUGACGUGGAUCCGAAAUCUCCCCGAAGACAUUGGCGUAGAUAUCGAAUAUGACAUUCCCGUCUACGAUAUAUGCCCAAUGAUCAGUGAUGACUGGGCCCAGAUGAAAGCCCGGACUGGACAGUUGAGUGAACUGCGGCAGGCGAUAAGGGACGCGUACGAGUUGACUGCGCAAUACCUGGAGGCUCUACAACCUUCUACCGCGGUUGUUCUACAGUGUGCAACUAAUCACUGUUCGGUAAAGAAGCACGCCGUUCUCAGUAGCGUGGAACAUCCAGUUGCUCAGGUCUUUUGCUCAUCCAUGGAGGAAGCAAUGCAGAAAAGAACGCGAAUAGUGCGAUUCAUGCAACGUGAGCACAAUGAGACAGAAUCUUCCGACAAGGAGGAGCCAUUGGAACGGGAGUUAUAUCGGCUAGUCUCAAGCACCCUGGAAAAUUUUGCUACUAAUUGUCCACCAGAGUCAACGGGACCCUGGAACAGCACGAUCAAUAUGCUAAACCUUGGGAUGUCGAUUGGUAAAGGAGGCACUCGAUGCAAAGAUACUUUGGGAGACGCCCUCUCCAAUAUACUUAUUCACGGGGCUCUGGCCUACUAUGACCAGACUGGCGACAAGUUGAUCUUCGAUGCAUUUGAAGCAUCCCCCCGUGCAGCAGAUGUUUUAUCUGCGAAGGGGGGUCUUCUUCGGCAAUUUCCUGGGUUGAGCGUGGCUGUCCCAGCAUGCGUAGUUGACGAGCCGAAGUUCUGCUCCUGGUUAGCAGGAGAGAUUAGUCGCCUCUCUAGCGAGACGGUGGACAAGAUGGUCCCCACUACUAGGAAAGCAGGAGCACAGGCCCUUGAGGAGCGCGACGCCAUUCAUCCUGGAAUGGUCACCGAAAACCACAUGAUCCAGCUUCUAGCAAGAGGAACCUACAACAAUUGGCCGUCCUUUGACAAGCACAUGCGCGAUGAGGUCAACUGGAGAAAUAGUAGACUUCCCUGGAGACGAUCUCCCCUUUGGCUCGUGAUACGAGUCACACUACAGACUGUUCUUCAACGCGCGUUCGGCGAUAUCGAGGGGCAUCGCCAAUAUAAGAAUUUCAUGCUCUACCUCGUUGCCCAAAUCGCCCUGGAUACCAACGUCAUGUUAAGCGCCCUCUGCGCUGAUCAGCUACAACAACUCGAUUAUAAGGUCGACAAUUUUACCAGACUGGCAGACAUUCAGAUGAGUAUCGGGGAUAGUGACUCGAUUAGCAUUCCAGAAAGAUUUGUGUGCACUCCGCAAGAUUUGCACUUGACACUUUCUCAAUCGACUACCAUCCUUGCGGCAGCAAUGUCGUCAGGUCCUACAAUUACUCGCGACCAACAACGUGACUUCAUUUCCGUUUUGGACUUUGAGCGUUGGGUCGAAUACGAUAUGCGGGAUUCCAUUUGUGCGAUAGCGGAUCGAUUUGGCCAGUAUGACAAAUGCGCGACUGAACUCUUCGCGGGUAACCCUGAGGCAAUGUCAGUCAUGCGGCUAACCCAGUUAGAGUUAUGGGUUACCUUCGAUCGCAUGUGUACCGCAAUCCCGAUGCGCAGAGCAAAAGAUAUCGAGAAUUAUAUUCGAGUUAGGCAUCGGGACCAAAGAUGUGGUUCAAUAUAUCGUGAUCCCGGGAGCGAAAGCUUUGCGGUCUCAUAUUACGAAUUGUCUUAUGCCCAGGGCCAACUGAGGGAAAAGGAAAUGGAAUGGAACCUAAAAUCAAGUAAAUACCGCGAGCUGUACGCUCAAGCUGCACAGCUCGAACACGAUAUGGAGCUGAACUCUCGAGGACGCUAUAGCUGCGUGCGGUCAUACAUCACUAUUGAGAGCUAUGAAUGGCCUCUUUCGAAUGAUGAAAGCAGUUUGAGGUCUGUGCUCUUUGAGCUAAUCUGUCCCCAUUGGUUUGCGGCAUGGCGCGAUUUGACCUGGAAAAUCAAAGCGCAGGAUAUGGAGCAGAAUCUGCUGAAUUACAUUAGGACCCACAGGUUUGCCGUCAAGUGGGGCCAGCGCCUCACUCUAGGUUCGAAGACAAAGUCAUGGAGACGGACCCAUUACAAUUGUCGAACAUUUCCGGUGGACUUUCAGGAAAUCAAUCGCCCCGACAGCAGCGGCAAUGGCUGGGUUACUGACCAGACAGAGUCUCCAACUAUCAAACCAUCGUGCACGCUUCGUCUCCCACAAGGGCGCUAUUCCAAUCUUCAAUAUGCACUGGACUCUUUCCAACACACCCAGAACCAGCUCGCAUCCCCCGCUCUCUCGUUGAACGAAGAGUCCGUUGGCAUUCUCAUCCGCCAGGCGGCAUGGGAGCUAGGCACACCUAGCAAGAGCACGGAGUUGAGAGAGGCCCACCGCGUCUUCGAGGACGUAUCUUUCAGCGAGUGUCUACUGGAGACUCUGGAACACCGGCUCGACUCUAUUGAAGCAAAUUGGAAUGAGCAUCAUACUCUUCAAACGCUGAUCACCCUUGCACUCCGCACCCUCAGCCUGUCUGAAGUAGGUGUGGUGGUCGAACGGGCGGCUGCAUUUUUACGAAGCCUCAUCACUACCUUAGAUUCACAGACAGGCGUACAGGGAAUCUGCCAGCUCAUGUAUGCCGUCGAGUCGCACCUUAUCCCGAUACUCUUACGCAGCGCGGAGGAUCUCUUCCAUCCCAUCCGCGCCUCCGUUAUUGUCUUUGAGACAACUGUUGCGUGGGUGCAGACCUCCAGAAUUCUGCACAGUGUCGAAGCACGUACGCGUCAGCUGAUACAGCGAGAUGCAUCGGGCCUCAACCAUGCAAUCCAGGAGUGUGUGCCGAACACGGUCAUUACUACCCCGUGGAGCUUCGGCCACGGUAGCUUGAACCGAUGGGCGAUGAAUCAGUUAGCGUCCGAUGGAGUGCGACAGAAGCAGCAGGUGCGGUAUGAUUUGCUCAGCGGCGAGCUCCUUGUCGAUAAUUCCCCCCCUGGCCGUCUUCCGGAGAGCUAUACACAACAUCCGACCUUUCGAUGUCUUUUUGGUUUGCGAACGCUCGCCGUAAUCCCAUCAAAUCUGCCCGGAUCCAGAUUCAUGUCUGCGCGGCCAUUCCAGGGCUACCAGGUUCAAUUUGAAAUGGAAGAAGACCGUUUGGUUAUCACAGCUCAGCAGGGCAGCCAAGCGUGGCAAUAUGAUCCCGGUAACUGGCGUCUGUCGAUGAGCCUUACGGGUGCAGGACCAGCGGUUAUGAUGCGACCCCGUUGCACCAUGGUUGACAUACACAGUCAGCUGUUCGUACAACUGUCCAAGGCCUUGACAGCCGAAAACAUGGUCGUGGUAGAGUUAGCUAGGUUACGCUUGCGGUUUUUCGUCAACAGAGAAGGAAUGUUGGAAGCUCCAGAGCUUCAAGCCACUGUGGAUCGUAGGCAGGAUAUCGGAUGUUUUUAUGAUCGGCGAUCAGUGUUGAUACCGUACGGUGAUGCUCAACUGUCGAAGAAAAAGCAUCAUACGGUUAUCCGCAUUGAACCACCGGAGGACUCCCGCAAUCGCUAUUUCCAGUAUUUCCUCGAUCGCGAGUUGCAGGAGCUUCGAGGAUCUUCUGAUAUGUUGGGAACACUAUAUCAAGCUUAUAUGCAUGCACUCACCGGCUUUGUUCUUGAAGACCCCGCCAUUCACCGAUCGGGAACCGCAGAGGCCCUUCGGAUCUUGCGGCAGGCGAGACUGCGUUCUUCUUUACCCCUUGAGAGAGACUGUAUUGAACUGUUGGGUCGCCUUGCAGCAAUGACGCCCCGUCGGAAGUAUUAUUCAUCUCAUCUACGGUGCAUGCAGACGCUUGAGUGGAACAGUGACCUUGUGGAAUUGGCACAGCACGACGACUUUCAGGCCCUUGUUCAGGAGAUCGUCGACCACGCGCAAUUGUUCUCCAUGUUGCACGAUGUCAGCACCGAAGACCUCGAAGCGUAUGUGCGCUGUUAUCAGAACCGGGGAGAGCCACAUCUGAUUGCAAGGGCUCGUCUGCGCCAUGCACAGUUCUACCCUGCUGAGUUCGGUGGUAGCACGGUACGCCGCGCACCAAAGCCGUCUGUGUACUCGGCACGCGACCAUGGCAGCGGGAGUGAACGAAGCAACCGCGUUUAUGAGAUCGCCAGUCUAGUUCGCGACUGGCCAACGGGCGUGCCUCAUGGUUCAGAUUUCUAUGCGACUAUUAGCAACUGGGAGUGCAUACGGCUGGCUAACCUGCCUGUUGACAGUCUUAACUGCAAUGAACUCCUGCAAUUGUCAUUCAGAGACACAUGGGGUGCUCUGUACGAGCUGUGCCGGUCGCUAAACCGGCGACAGGACUCAUACAGCCUCAUGUCUCUUUUCUGCACCAUUGCAUUUGGGGGAGAUGAGCAAUUGUUCAACUUGCGUCCAUUGCUUGCGGUCGCAUUUUCUGGUCGAUUUGCUGAUGUCGCGGUACCUGGCUUCGGAGGGCAAUCUGUGCUUUACUUGCAGCGGGGGGAAGAGCUCAUCCCAUCUGAAAUAGCAGAUCAGGUUAGCCUCCAUUACACGCCAUUCCGAGACCCACCGCAUCUGUCAGGUCUGUCAGGCGCACGUAAAAGGGAAAUCCGAGAGGAGCGAGAAAGGUAUCUGGUCGAAAAGAAGAAUCAUGUCCGUCAAUGUCGGGAUGUCGUCACUGACCAAUGGCCGUGUGAAAGACCCCAGCUACCGGACAUUCCUCGCCUAGACCGCAAGAACGCCUCAGAGGCCUGUGCCCUGCUGUGUUCCCAGUGGUACCAAAACCGCACGUUCCUCCGGUUCUUGCGAGAAGUCCAGGCCCGCUUGGAGGCGCUAGGUACUGAACCAGACGAGCAGAAUAGGAGCGUUCCGCCCGCCCCCUCUCAACAGGCCCGUCCCGCAGAGAGAUCUUUCUUCCCCCCUUCACUUCUAGACCUGUUACGGACACAUGAUAUUCCGACGGAAGUCCCACCUUUACCGGUGCCCCUCACAUUCAACAGACCUCGCGUUCCACGGUGCUAUAAUAAUGAUACCACUCCGGAGCUUGAUUCUCUCAUUUCUGAGGGAGGCCUGCGGGACAGCCUCGAGGCUCUGGAAGCGCGUGAGUGGCCAUGUUCGCCCACCUCGCUGUCUGUGCCGCGGGACGUUCUUGAACGGCACUGCCGUGUUCUCACGCAACAGCGAGACGAUCUCUGGGACCGUUUCCAUGAAACGUUAACCAUCGCCAGUGGGUCUGCAGAACGCAUUUCUAGUGCCCUGCUCUGGCCACACAUCAGUGUGCUCUCAAUUCCUAUCGCUCCUCAGCGUGACGUCUCUACGCCGAUCAAGCGUCUGCUAGCCUGUUAUGACCGGUCUGACACCGAUGGCUUCUUCAAGGAAGCCGAGACAGCGGGGAAAUGGCUUCUACUCGAAAUCGAGAACAAUAUCACUAUCCGCGUCCAACAAGCCGAACCUGGCAAUGCCGUCUCGCAGUUGAAUAUGGGUGAGGGGAAGACUACCGUGAUCACCCCGAUGAUUGCGCUGAAUCUAGCAAAUGGCUCUACAGUGCCGCGAAUCGUUGUCUUGAAGCCCCUCCUUCAACAGAGUCUGAUUCUACUCACACAAGUACUGGGCCGCAUCCUGAACCGUCCCAUCUAUCACAAGAUGCUAAAGAGUCUGCGAAAGAUGUACGAGCAGUGUCAGAAGUAUUGGGGAGUCUUGAUCGCGCUGCCAGAACAUAUAUUAUCUUUUCGCUUGAAAGCGAUCAAAUUGGAAACAUGGCUGCAAGAUCAUUGCCGCAAUCUUAUCGACGAGAGCGAUGAGGUCCUUGACCCGAAGUUCCAAUUAGUGUAUGCCAUCGGGAACCAGCAGUCCCUGGACGGGCACAUGGAACAGCAGGUGACAGAACUCCAUAACCAGGAUCCAUCCAGCAUAAGCAUCGAAUACCGUGGUGCCCGAUACCCAAUCAUUCGUUUUCUGAGGACAGACAGAGCAGACACUUUGAUGAGCAUGGUUCUUUCAGCUAUUGAUAAGCAUGGGCUUACUGGACUACCACUGCACCUUUGGAGCCGACGGAUCCGUCAACGGGCGCUGAAUUUCAUUCGUUUUGCUCAUCUGAUGCCGCAGGAGCCUCAAUUUCUCCGAGACGCCUUCGGACAGGGGACUACUCUGCGGAAGCUACUGGUUCGCCUGGCUGGAAAGAGGUGGCUCGUGGAUUACGGUCUUCAUCCGAGCCGAUGCAUGAUGGCGGUCCCGUUCCGCGCGAAGGGGAUUCCGUCCGAGCACGCUGAGUUUGGUCACCCGGACGUCGCAAUCAUUCUGACAUGCCUGAGUUACUACUACCAUGGCCUCAGUUCUGAGCAAGUUCGUCUCUGCUUUAUUCUGCUGGCCAAGGAGAAUGACCCCGAAGCUGAGUACCAGGACUGGAUCUGUAGAGGUAGAUCUACUCUGACCCCGCAACUGCAGAUGCUCACCGGUGUUAAUCUGGAAGAUACCUGGACUUUCAUGGAGGUCCUAUAUCCCCAUCUGCAAUAUCAAAAGGGUCUCGUCGACUUUUACCUCUCCAGAGUCGUGUUUCCGAAGGAGGUCAAAGAAUUUUCUCAUAUAUUGUGUACCUCGGCAUGGGAUCUGCCAUCAAAGCCUAAUCAGCCACUUACUACGGGCUUUAGCGGGACGAAUGAUAACCGAUUCCUCCUCCCACGGUCUGCACCGCAGCGGGAUCUACCGCAGCUCCUACACACCAAUGCAUUGGUCCUGAGCCUUUUGCUCCGAGAGGAAAACAGGCGCUGCAUUAUGGCAGAGGAUACGAUGGGCCUUCAACUUCAGGCGGAACAGCUGCUCGAUCUCAUCAGCCAGCAGCAUCCCCCAAUCAGGGUUAUCAUCGAUGUGGCUGCCAUCUUCUUCGAUGAGCGCGAUGAGGUCACUGUCAUCGAUUGCGAGGGUCACUGCGAGAGACUGGUCUCGUCGGCCUUUAAGCAACGAAUGGGAAGUUGUUUUAUUUUUCUCGACCAGCAGCAUUCGCGGGGCGUGGAUCUCAAACUCCCUGCAGAUUACCGGGCCGCAGUAUUGCUAGGCCCUCGUUUGCCCGAGGACAAACUGGUACAAGCAUGCAACAGGAUGCGUGGGCUGGGUCAGGGACAAUCUGUGACGUUCGUAACCCCGCCCGAAGUGAGUCACAGUAUGCCUCCACGCGGCACAUCCACGACGUCACUCGAUGUGAUUCGGUGGGCCCUUACCCAGACAUGCAAUAUCUUCCAGAGCCUGCGUCCGCUCUGGGCACUUCAAGGUCUGCAGUAUCACAGACGCCAGAAAGUAUGGGACAAGCUGCUGCGAGGGGAAAGCCCCCCAGGGGAGGCUGUUCAACAUAUACAGGAGCGGGAGGCUCGGACUUUGUCCCAGCUAUACGCGCCGUGGGACAAGCUAGAAAGUUGGUCUAUCGAUGAAACAAUGGUGCAGGACAACCCUAUGGCCCAAGGGCUCCUAGAAGUCUGGCGAGGCUCAGGUCAUGGCAUGCAACAACUCGCUCCGUUGCACGAGGAACAAGAGCGACAAAUCAACCACGAAGUGCAGAGGGAGCAUCAAAUUUGCCGCCCUCUACAGCUCUCUGCCAUCCCUCAUCACAUCCAUGAUGAUGUUCGUUACUUUGUAACCAAUGGAAAAUCGCCUGAUAGCGGUUAUACUGCGGUGCAGUCAGCAUUUGAGAUUUUUCGACAUACUUCUGCGGGCCAAUUCGGGUUUCCGACUUCGCUAGCGCCACAUCUUUACGUGACACAGGACUACAGUCGCACUGUCCAACUGAGAGAGGACUGCAGUGAUGAAUUUCUCAAGCCUGUUCACUGGGUUCUCGCAAAUACGCACGACCCCAGACUGCUUCUCCUUAGUCAGUACGAAGUCAACGAACUUUUACCAGACAUUCGGUCUUCGCAAAAAGCCAAGCUACUCAUUUACACCCCGAAGACAACCAAGACUAUGCGAUCUUUCGAGCCACUGGACUUUCUGCACGUGGGUCUCGGUCACACGAUCCCCUGUCAGCCUCAAACGACCGCUCGAGAUAUGGGUCUUUUCGCCGGAACACUUUACUAA